CUAUCAAUACAAGUUCGUAUAGUCUGUGAGUUGUAAAUUUUGUGCAACAGCUGGGAAGAUGAGGGGCGUCCUAUUUGGAGCAUUUUCACUAUUUCUAUGCGUCUCGUGUUCUGCUGACAAACUGGAUUAUGUGCCGGAUGUUGUUCCUCAAGAACCAUCAUCGGUUUUAAAUGUUCACUACGGAAAACAUGCUGUAGAAAACGGCAAUCAGUUGACGCCUACUGAUGUAAAAGACCAUCCGUCAGUAACGUGGGACGCGGAGAAAGAUACCUAUUAUACUCUUGCGAUGACGGAUCCAGAUGCGCCGAGCAGAAAAGAUCCAAAGUUUCGGGAAUUUCUUCACUGGCUCGUGGUAAAUAUUCCCGGAAACGACAUUGCCAAGGGGGAAACACUGGCAGAAUAUGUUGGAUCUGGGCCGCCGCGUGGAACUGGCCUACAUCGCUAUGUAUUUCUCGUGUUCAAACAACCAGGAAAGCUCGAUUUCGACGAAGAACCUACAAGCAGAACCUCUCGUAUCGGCAGACCCCGAUUUUCCAUUCACAAAUUUGUACAAAAAUAUAACAUGGAAGAACCAGCAGUAGGUGGAAAUUAUUAUCAGGCACAAUAUGAUGAUUAUGUACCUGUUAUUCAACGGCAGCUAAGCGGCUAAAUUUCUCGCUUCCACCAAUAAUUACUUAACCGAAAAAUCCAUGACAUUUGCUAGUCUAGUUCUUGGAAUCUCAUUAUUUUUUUUUUAGUUGUUGGUCAGAAUAGAAUGUUAAUAUCUAGAUUAAAUGAUAUUUAACACUUACUUUGUGCCUUGUAAGAUAGUUACUUCGCAAUUUUUUCUAAAAAUAUCGCUGUGGAAGAUACAGAAAUCAAAGUAUUUCGUUAUUAUUGUGCCAGUUCCUAUGCUUAUCUUUCUUCUGUUAGCUUGAAGCCUAGGGUAGUAUUAGCCAAUUUUAUGUGCCCUUUAUGGAUUAUAUUGUUUAUAGUAUUGAUAAAACAUUGAGCUUUUUGUGCCAUUUAAUAAAGGUGAUUUUAUUGUAAAUAUUACUUUCUAACUAAUAGGGUAACAUGGUGCCACAUAAUUUUCAUUUUGCCAAAUUUUACUCAUAGUAAUAACUUACUACUUUUUGUACCUUUUUAUGAGCUGAUGAUUAAAAAUAUUUCAUUCUAUGAA
Messenger RNA from Schistocerca gregaria, 1162 nucleotides. Its product is annotated as protein D3-like. NCBI's taxonomy places the organism in Eukaryota, Metazoa, Arthropoda, Insecta, Orthoptera, Acrididae. The record is from RefSeq and is a predicted model, not a curated record. Bases 59 to 649 code for a protein of 196 amino acids. The transcript has a single exon.